GGCGACACAACAAACACGGGCGCUGAUGAGUGCAGUUAUUUGUUGGAACCGGUGAGAGAGCAGAGAACCAGUGAGAGAAAUUGACACAGGACUGCGUCAAAUAAACUGACAUUGGAAAUGCAUCAUGUGCCUGGCAUUUGAGUCAUUGAACAUUAGCGAUGACUAAGACUAAGGUUCAAAUGUUCAUCGUGGUUUCAUAAUGCACGUCUGCAAAACAGUCAACUCUCAAUCGUUCUGAAUAUUUCCACAGCAGCGUCGUGUUGGAUUUUCGAAAAGAGACCGAACUGUAGGGCUUUUUGUUUAACUGAUUCUGAUUGAGUAUUACUAUCACAUGGUACUAUCACAUGGUGAGACCGUAGUGUAAGGACUUUGUUUACUGAUUCCGAAUGAGGAUUUCUAUGGCGAGGUGAGAUUCCCAAUUCGUCAUGAGUGACAGUCAUCGUCUGCGUCCAAAACUGCCGAUGGGAGAGGUUGAGCACGCUAACAUUCUGUCCCAGGAUAUCGGGAACCUGUUUGCCAAUGAAGACUACAGCGAUGUGACGCUGGUGGUUGAGGACAAAUACUUCCAUGCCCAUCGGGUCAUCCUGGCAGCAAGAUGCCAGUAUUUUAGGGCUUUACUUUUUGGUGGAAUGAAAGAGUCGGCCCCAGGUUGCAAUGAGAUCGAACUCCAAGACACAACGGCGCAGGCCUUCGAGGCUCUUCUGAAGUACAUCUACACGGGCAGGAUCAACCUCUUGGACCUCAAAGAAGACGUCCUCCUAGAUGUACUGGGCCUAGCCCACCAGUAUGGCUUCGUGGAUCUAGAGGGAUCCAUCUCGGACUACCUGAGAGCCAUCUUGAGCAUCCACAACGUCUGUCUGAUUUACGACGUGGCGAGUUUGUACACGCUGGACGCGCUGAAGGAGACGUGCUAUCACUUCAUUGAAGCCAACGCUGGGGACGUUAUGAACAGUGAAUCUUUCCUCUCGUUGUCCGAGAGCGCUUUAAAAGAAGUUAUAACCAGGGACUCCUUUUACGCUUCUGAAAUUGCAAUCUUCAAAGCGGUUCAAGCCUGGACUCGAGCUAACAAAGACAGUAACUUCAGUGAGAUCGCUAAGGCUAUCCGGCUUCCCCUGAUGACAAUGACGGAGCUGCUUAAUGUGGUCCGACCGACAAAACUGCUUAGCGCUGACGACAUCUUGGAUGCAAUAAAGGUCAAACAGGAAAGCCGAAAUGUGGACCUCAAUUUCCGAGGAGCUUUAGUACUUAACGAAAACAUCGCCACUGCAAAGUACAAUGCGGCCGUGACCAACGGUGACAUGCGAGCGUCGCUACUAGAUGGGGACUGUAUGAACUAUGACCUGGAUCGAGGGUUCACCAGACAUCCCAUCGAGGACACGGCCAAACCAGAAGGGAUUGUUAUAAAGCUCGGAAAACCAUCAAUCAUCAACAAGAUCAAACUUCUACUAUGGGAUCGCGACAUGAGGUCGUAUUCUUACUACAUUGAAGCUUCCAUUGAUGAGCAGGAUUGGGUGCGGAUUGUAGAUCAUUCACAAUACCUAUGCAGGUCCUGGCAGACGCUAUUCUUCCCACCUAGGGUCUGUAGGUAUGUUCGCAUUGUUGGAGUUCGUAAUACAGUCAACAAGGUUUUCCAUCUAGUCUCAUUCGAAUGCAUGUUCACAGACAAAACGCUACAACUGGAGAAGGGCCUUGUCGUACCGAAGGAGAGUGUAGCCACCAUCCAAGCCAGUGCUAGCGUUAUUGAAGGAGUGAGUCGCAGUCGGAAUGCUCUACUAAACGGUGAUACAAAAAACUACGAUUGGGACUCUGGUUACACAUGCCAUCAACUUGGAAGUGGGUCCAUAGUGGUACAGUUAGCACAGCCGUACGUCAUAGAUUGUAUGAGAAUGUUGCUUUGGGACUGUGAUGCUAGGACCUAUAGCUACUAUGUGGAAGUGUCUACAGAUCAGAACACUUGGGUCAAGGUUGCUGAUAAGACCAAGCAGGCUUGCAGGGGUUGGCAGUAUCUCACAUUUCAAAGGCAAGCCAUCACGUUUGUUAGAAUUGUUGGAACUCGCAAUACAGCCAAUGAGGUAUUCCACUGCGUUCAUUUUGAGUGCCCCGCCCAAUCAACUGUGGACACGCCCCCAGGGGAUGACAACCCACCUGCCCCAGAGGCUGCAGGCGGGGACAACAAUAACCCCCCUCAAGGGCUGUCGGGUCAACCUUCUUCAUCGCAAUCCAACCAACAUAGGAGUUUACAUCAAGGUAUAUAGGAGACACACAGGGACUUUCAUUGAAAAAAGAAAAAAAGGCCAAAAAUGGUUUAUGAAUACACUCCAACCUAAAUCUGUAAUGGUUAAGGAUUUGGGUACUUUUUGUAACACAAAACACAAUGUCCACAGAUUUACAUUAAACUUACACUGUUUGAAGAUAA
Messenger RNA from Asterias rubens (European starfish), 2416 nucleotides. RefSeq names its product BTB/POZ domain-containing protein 9-like. The transcript has 11 exons. The record is from RefSeq and is a predicted model, not a curated record. Bases 426 to 2255 code for a protein of 609 amino acids. Gene Ontology annotation, molecular function: protein binding. Lineage: Eukaryota; Metazoa; Echinodermata; Asteroidea; Forcipulatida; Asteriidae. Gene Ontology annotation, biological process: circadian behavior; modulation of chemical synaptic transmission; adult locomotory behavior.